AUGACAAUAGGCGAGGCGUUUCGAACGGGGGGGCUGGAGAUUCACUCCAGCGGGGUGACACAAGAUGGUGCGGAGCACCAGUUCUCGGUGGUUUACGAGGACCUCGAGAUUGCGGAGGUCAUCGGGAGGGGGUGUUCCAGCGUUGUCUUGAGAGCGAGACACGUCGGCACCGACAGGCCCCUGGCGUUGAAGGUUAUCAACAUGUUCGAAAAGGGGAAGCGACAUCAGCUCAUCAACGAGAUCAACGCGCUUUACGACGCCAGCCACCCCACCGUGAUCCAGUUUCUGGGGGCCUUCUACCGCGAGGGAGCAGUGACGAUCAUCACGGAAUACAUGGACGGGGGAUCGCUCUUGAACGUCCUGCAGCAGGUGGGCGCUGUCCCCGAGCGGGCCCUGUCGAGCGUGGCGUACCAAGUGCUGCUGGCGCUGGACUACCUGAAGCGGGGAAAGCGCAUCGUCCAUCGAGACAUCAAGCCAAGCAACCUGCUCAUCAACAGUCAGGGCGUUGUCAAGGUGACUGAUUUCGGGACAUCAGCCGGACUACAGAGCAGCUUCGCUAUGUGCGGAACUUUCGUGGGCACGUUCAAGUACAUGUCCCCGGAGAGGAUGAAGAGCGAGAGGUACAGCUACAGCUCCGACGUGUGGAGCCUGGGGCUCGUGCUCAUGGAAUGCGCUACCGGGGAAUUCCCGUACAGGGACGAAACUACGGCCAUAGACCUCGUCCAGACGAUAGUAGACGCCCCCGCGCCCGAGCUAGAUCCCUCGUCUUUCCCCGCGGAGUUCUGCAGCUUCGUGGCAGACUGCCUGAGGAAGAGGCCUGACGAUCGCAGCCCGGCGCAGGCCUUGCUGGGGGCGCCGUGGAUCACUGGUGGGGGGCUGGCGGUUAACCUGAACGCCGAUCUUGUUUCGGCCACGGCCAACGUGAAGCGGUGGAUAGACUCUCCAUCCUAG
Molecule: messenger RNA, 951 nt
Organism: Ectocarpus siliculosus
Lineage: Eukaryota; Phaeophyceae; Ectocarpales; Ectocarpaceae
Source: the annotation of a GenBank genome assembly